Messenger RNA from Diaporthe batatas, 888 nucleotides. RefSeq lists its product as uncharacterized. The record is from RefSeq and is a predicted model, not a curated record. The transcript has 2 exons. The coding region runs from base 1 to 888 and encodes 295 amino acids. NCBI's taxonomy places the organism in Eukaryota, Fungi, Ascomycota, Sordariomycetes, Diaporthales, Diaporthaceae.
AUGCGCUCUUACGCUUUGUUCCUCCUAGCAUCAAUUGCUACCCUUGCUUCGGCAGCAUGUGACCGAGAAGACCUCAAGGACUUGGCUAUCCAAUAUGUUGACGCGCAGGCGACUGGGAGCGUGGAGGAUAUGCCCCCUUUCAUUGACGUGGCGACAUACUCCGAGAAUGGCCAAGCCAUGGACAUCAAGACAGGCAUUCUGACCCAGUCCCUUAACAUUGACCACAACCGAAGCAUUCACGACACAGUCCAGUGCGCUACCUUUACAGAGCUCAUCGUGACCGACCCAGACCAUCCUUACGUGAUCGGCACCCGUAUUCUCUACACCGAUGACGGGGAGAUAUCGCACAUGGAGUCGAUCGUGACAGAUUCAGGUGACUGGCUUUUCAACGCUACAGGUUACCUCUACUGGAACUCGAUCGAGAACUGGGACCCCAUCCCAACCGAGCAGUGGGACUCUCGGGCACUGAUCAAGGCCGCUGGUGACGCCUACUUCGACCGCUUCAACAAUGUGAGCGUGGUUGUUCCGUUCGGCCCGACAUGCGCCCGGCUCGAGGGCGGCGCAUACACAGGCGAGAACAACCCGACCGGCGAGACUUGCACCAUCGGCGGCAUGCCCAGCAGCAUCAAGAUCCCUUACCGCCGCUACAUUAUCGACGAGGAGUACGGUGCCGUGGACCUUUUUGUUGGGUUCCCGGGGCUCGACCGUACCGUUCCCGACCAGGCGAUGCCGGACAGCCACCUCUUUCGGGUCGAGAAGGGACAGAUCAAAUGGAUCCACACUGUUUCCUCAUGUGUUAACGCGGGAUGUGGGCUCAAUUCAACCAUAAACAACACUGUCUUGGGGAAGAGGAAGGUCAAGUACAAUCAGCAUCCUGUCAGGCUUUGA